AUGUCCGAAAACGCAUACAACGCCUCUGAACCAGUGCUCAACGAAGAUCCACAAGGAGACGAUGUUGGCAGCCUUGCCCCUUCCGUCGUUCUCCCUCGUCCGAGAUCCAAGAAUACGGCUGGGAAGGCGCCCUAUUAUUUGAAACCGUCCAGGAAAACCAAAUUCAUUCACCGCAGCAGCUUUCCAAAGCUUGAACAUCGCCGCCGAGAUCGUCAACUCGCGGCUCGUGCUGCUGGAUAUGCCGCUAUCGCCCGGACCAAAUAUAGAAGCGUUGUCAGUCGCCUUCAGCAGCUCAGUAACACCUUUUUCGAUAUCGACGAUGUCCUCAACGACGACGAUCGCGAUAACACUGACAAGCUCAACCACAUUUCAAUGCUUAUUCAAAACGAGUUGGGAGCUGAUUGCAUUUGGGAUUCCGGUGAUUCUGACUGCGCUUCCUUGGGUGGAAUCCCGUCCGACAGCGAGUAG
Messenger RNA from Coprinopsis cinerea okayama7#130, 468 nucleotides. RefSeq lists its product as hypothetical. The transcript has 4 exons. NCBI's taxonomy places the organism in Eukaryota, Fungi, Basidiomycota, Agaricomycetes, Agaricales, Psathyrellaceae. The coding region runs from base 1 to 468 and encodes 155 amino acids. The record is from RefSeq and is a predicted model, not a curated record.